AUGUACUCCGCAAAACGCGCCUCCGUCCGCCGCCCAGCACCCUCAACCAUAUCCCCCUCCACCUCCCGAACCCUCAACCUCCGCUCCGAACUCACCGAAGAACAAAAACACGAAAUCAAAGAGGCCUUCGACCUCUUCGAUAACGACCGUGACGGCGCAAUUGACUACCACGAGUUGAAAGUCGCGAUGAAGGCACUUGGGUUCGAUGCGGAGAAGAAUGAGGUGUUGAAGAUUCUGGAUGAGAAUGAUCGGAGUGGACAGAGGAAGAUCAAGUAUGAGGAUUUUGCUCGUGUUAUGACCGAGAAAAUCGCCGACCGCGACCCAUUAGAAGAAAUCAGAAGAGCAUUCGCGCUAUUCGACGAUGAGGGUACCGGAAAGAUCUCCUUGAGAAGCCUGAGACGGGUAGCGAAAGAGUUGGGAGAGCCUCUUGAUGAUGAGGAAUUGCAGGCGAUGAUUGAUGAGUUUGACCUGGAUCAGGAUGGUGGGAUUGAUGAGCAGGAGUUUAUCAGCAUUAUGACUGACGGGCUCUGA
Messenger RNA from Saitoella complicata NRRL Y-17804, 531 nucleotides. Its product is annotated as cell division control protein 31. The transcript has 2 exons. Gene Ontology annotation, molecular function: calcium ion binding. Bases 1 to 531 code for a protein of 176 amino acids. Gene Ontology annotation, cellular component: cytoplasm. NCBI's taxonomy places the organism in Eukaryota, Fungi, Ascomycota, Saitoellomycetes, Saitoellales, Saitoellaceae. The record is from RefSeq and is a predicted model, not a curated record.